CGGAAAAAGUUUGAGGCCUACUCCCACAAACAAAUUUAAUUGGUUGUUGAUGUUCUCUUGUCAGCUAGCUCGUUAGCUUAUGCCUAUUCGAAGAUGUGAUGAUCCAAAAACACAAGAUAAGAACUUUUACACUUGUUCUGGCACAAACAUGUCAGCAGAUCGAGACUCUACUGUACGGUGAAAAUGAUUUGACGCAUCUGACGCUCGUGCUUAGAGUCUCCAUCUUGAAAGUUGCAGUGAAUAGGGGUUCCCAGCAGUUCAGGAGGCGUUCGAGUUCCAUCGGAAGCUCGGGAAUUUUAGCUUCCACGUACACGCGAAAAGCUGUAAAAGUGCAAAAUUUGGUUAGUAUAUGUAGUGUUAUUUUAAUAUGUAAAAUUAUUUAGUACAUCAUGUGAUUUUGCUUUUAAUAUUAAUUUCCGUGUGUAUCAAAACAGAUGUUACAUAUGCAAUUCGUUUUAGAUUCUUUUUAUGAUUGUAUUUGCCUCAAAAGAAGCAGUAACAUUCAGAUAAAUUAAGUUGAAUUUUCCUAUCAUUCGUUUAAAAUGCUGAUAUAUAAAAUACAGCAUAUCGUACGUAUGUGGAUCCAUCAGUAGACCGGUUGGCAAUUAAAUAAGUCCAACUAAAGACUAUACUGGCAUCUAGUGGUUAUUGGGUAGUACGUAAUAGACACGCCCUCUCUGGCGUUUCUUCCGCGUUCAGAUAUUUACCUAGUUUAAAGUGUUCACUUGCAUUUCCAAGUAAUUAUUAUUGAGCUUUUUAUUAUCUAUCUUCACUAUCAUUUUUAAUUAUACGUGUUUAAACUUUAACGUCAGCUUUGACUUGUCGUCUGGUGGUACCUUUUUGGUUUCUCUUUAAGAAGAAAUUCCCUAGGAGCUCUAGGGUUGACUCAUCUGGCAAGACCGGAUUCUUUUUUUUUAAGAAAUAGAACAACUUUCCUUGGACUGUGUAACAACUUUCCUGCACAGUUGUCGUUUCUUUAGCUUUUCUGAGUGACUGUGUUGACAUCGGAUACUUGUGGAGAUGAGCUAGAGAUUAAAUAGAUGGAUAGUUAGAUAGACAUUCCAGGCGGUCUCUGGAAUCGUGACGGCUCCUUUUGCAGGUUUCCAGCACAUGUUGAUCCAUCAUGGCUCCACAUCCCAUUAUCCAGGCCAUCAUCGACUUCACAGCUGGAGCAGCAGGUGGUACAGCUUGUGUUCUAAGCGGCCAGCCUCUGGACACCACCAAGGUGAAGAUGCAGACCUUCCCCAACAUGUACCGUGGCUUCAUCCACUGCUUCAUGUCCACCUUCAGACAAGUGGGGGUCCGGGGCCUCUACAAGGGCACCACCCCGGCACUGAUAGCCAACAUCAGCGAGAACUCUGUACUCUUUCUGAGCUACGGGUUCUGCCAGGACGUGGUCCGGUCUUUGGUCAGCGCGGAGGCUGACCAUGAACUCAGUGAUAUUCAGAAAGCAUUCUCUGGGUCGCUGGCAUCCAUCUUCUCCUCCAUGGUGCUUUGUCCCGCCGAGCUGGUCAAAUGUCGCCUGCAGGCCAUGUACGAGAUGGAAGCAUCCGGCAAGAUCUCCCAAGGACAACGAAGAGUGUGGACGGUGGUGAAGAAAGUGAUGGAGAAAAACGGUCCACUGGGUUUCUACCAGGGCCUGACGUCCACCAUUGUUAGGGAGUUCCCGGGUUACUUCUGCUUCUUUGGCGGCUAUGAAGUCAGCCGGUCCACGUUUGCACAUUACAUGGGCACGGACAAGGACGGCAUCGGCAUUCUUCCGCUCAUGUUCAGCGGCGGCUUUGGGGGAGCUUGUCUUUGGCUCCUGAUCUAUCCAAUCGACUGCGUCAAGUCCAGGAUCCAGGUCUACUCUUUAGCCGGGAGGCAGGAGGGCUUCCUGAAGACCUUUAUGGGCAUCGUACACAAGGAGGGGUUCAGUGCUCUCUACUCAGGCCUCACGCCCACCAUGAUACGCACCUUCCCGGCCAACGGCGCCCUCUUCCUGGCCUAUGAACUCACUAGAAAGAUUUUAAUGGACGCAGCCGGCACCUAAUGGGAUAUAUGUGGAUACGGAUUUAAUAGAUAGGUGUCUAAAAUAAGUGUAUCCCAAUGACAGCAUUGUUAGCUAGCGCAUACUAGCUCAUUUUCUCCUGUUCUAAUGCACAGAAAAGAGAAAUAAAUAUGCCUUCAUGUUUCACAUAAGGAUUGGGAAUGAUGGGCAAAAUUCCGCCAAAAAGUGGCCCUUUAAUAACAGUGCUGGCCUCAUUGAAAUUGAUUCAGGUCUAUGUUUUUUUUUUUUAAAUCUCUGUUAUUACUUUUUAAUCAGCAUAUUUUAAAAAGUCCCUUUGAAACGUGUCUGUUAUAAAUGAUAAAGUAAUAUAAAUGAUAAAGUAAUGCAAUCAGAAGCUAAAAUGUCAAUAAACAAAUUAUUCUAUCGGAUUGUUUCAUU
Doryrhamphus excisus (bluestripe pipefish) is the source of this 2428-nucleotide messenger RNA. RefSeq names its product solute carrier family 25 member 15a (gene slc25a15a). Gene Ontology annotation, biological process: mitochondrial L-ornithine transmembrane transport. The record is from RefSeq and is a predicted model, not a curated record. Gene Ontology annotation, molecular function: L-ornithine transmembrane transporter activity. NCBI's taxonomy places the organism in Eukaryota, Metazoa, Chordata, Actinopteri, Syngnathiformes, Syngnathidae. Gene Ontology annotation, cellular component: mitochondrion.